AUGGCAGACUCUCGUGUAAUAAACUUUGGCGCAGGCCCGUCGGCGCUGCCAGUCUCCAUUCUGGAAGAGGCAGGCAAAGGUCUGCUCAACUUUGAGGGCACAGGCAUGGGCAUCGCAGAGAUCUCGCACCGCUCCAAAGAAUUCAGCGCGUACAUCAGCACCGUCGAAGCCCAGAUCCGCGACCAGCUCUCCGUUCCCCCUACACACUCCAUUCUCUUCUUGCAGGGCGGCGGCACAGGCCAGUUCUCCGCCGUCGUGCUCAACAUGCUCGCGCGCCACCGCCUGCUGCACCCCGAUCUGCCAGAGGAAGCGCGCGUGCUGGAUUACGUCCUCACUGGAUCCUGGAGCGCCGCGGCGGCGAAGGAGGCGAGGCGCCUCGCGGGGGGUGCGACGGUGAACGUCGCCGUCGACGCACGCACGCUCUCGGCCGACGGCAAGUCGUUCGACCGCAUCCCGCCCCACGACACGUACGCGUUCUCCAGCGACCCCGCGCUGAUAUAUUACUGCGAGAACGAGACAGUCAGCGGCGUGCAGUUUUCGCAUGACGAGAGCGCGCCGGAGAGUUUCCCGUUCGACCGUCUGCCGAAGAACAGCCUGCUCCCGCUCGUAGGAGACUAUUCGUCCUCGUUCAUGUCGCGCCCUAUCCCUAGGCUCGCGGACCAUGCUAUCAUCUAUGCUGGCGCGCAGAAGAACCUAGGGCCUGCGGGGUUGACUAUUGUCAUUGUUAGACAGGACUGUAUUGUCGAUGUGGACGCCGCUGCGAAGCUGGGUGCGAUCCCGGUGCCGAUUGGGUAUGCGUACAAGACCUUUGCGGAACAGAAGAGCAUGCCGAAUACGCCCCCGGUGUUUGCGGUUUAUGUCACCGGCCUUGUGCUAAAGCGCAAUGCGGAGCUCGGGGGUGUGGCUUACUAUGAGGCUGUCAACAAAAGGAAGCAGGAGAAGGUUUAUAAAGUGUUGAGGGAGGGAGAGGGAAAAGGCUUGUUGAAAGGCCAUGUAAAACCUGGAAGUGGAAGUUGGAUGAACGUCGUCUUCGAGGUGCUCGGCGAAGGCGCAGAAGCGCGCUUCUUGGCCGGGGCGGAGGCCAAAGGUAUGAAAGGGCUCAAAGGGCAUCGCUCGGUGGGAGGCAUCCGGGUGUCCCUCUACAACGCUAUAACAGAGGAACAAACCGAUAGCCUCGUGGACUACAUUCGGGAAUUCUUGAACCAGCCGCCUCUCGUGCCUCCUACUCUACCUUCAGAAUCUCUGAAAGCAUAA
Messenger RNA from Psilocybe cubensis, 1254 nucleotides. RefSeq lists its product as uncharacterized. Lineage: Eukaryota; Fungi; Basidiomycota; Agaricomycetes; Agaricales; Agrocybaceae. Gene Ontology annotation, molecular function: O-phospho-L-serine:2-oxoglutarate transaminase activity; pyridoxal phosphate binding. The transcript is spliced from 2 exons. Gene Ontology annotation, biological process: L-serine biosynthetic process. Gene Ontology annotation, cellular component: cytoplasm. The record is from RefSeq and is a predicted model, not a curated record. Bases 1 to 1254 code for a protein of 417 amino acids.